GAAGAAUGGUGAUACAUCUCAAAAAGUAGAGUCGCAGGAAAUCUUGACACAAUUCUGGAGAAGUUGGGAUAGUCAACAUCAAAACUACAAUUGCGGCUGCAAAGAAUUACUUGUUUAUGUGUUGGGACCAUGGAGGAAUGUCAUGAUUGGGCCCCAAUCAAGAAUGGUCCAACACAAUGACACUGACCUCACAGUUGUGCCACAAGGCCCAUCCAAGCCAGCAGAGCUCCCUACGCUCUGUCCCAUCCCACCAACACACUUUCGUUCCUUUCGGCAUCAGCAGGACUGUAAUCUCAUCACCAAGGCUGUGCAUUACUUGAGCCACAGUGGAUUUUAUUUUGGUCCCAUGGAUGUGGAUGAGGCUCAUACACAACUUGCCAAGCUCCCACUAGGGACGUUCUUAAUCAGGGACAGCAUGCAGGCAAAUGUUUUCUUCACUCUAAGCUAUCAGGCUCCCGAGGGACCAACCAGUGUACGGGUGCUUCUCAAAGAUGGGGUUUUUAGUUUGGCCGGGAGUAAACACAAUUUCCCUUGCCUAUUUGUCCUGUUGCAAUACUAUAUAGCCUCCCCAAAAAAGAGCCUGAGUAUGCCCUAUCGUGGAGAAGCAGCACAGAGCCUACAAGAACUGGCAAGGAGAGCAGUAGUGCAAAGUUUCGGGAAAGAUAGGAUUCAACAACUGCCUGUGAGCAAGAAGCUUAAAGAAUUUCUGUGGUUGUACCCAUUUAGUAUAUGAACAUAUAACAGAUUGUUACAGAUUGCAGCUUUUCACAUUUUGCCUUUAAGAAAGCAUAAUUUUUUUUGAUUGCCCAACUAGAACAUACUGUAAUGUUUUUAACUGAGUGAUAGUUUGGGCUAUUUUCAGAAAAAUGCACUACAACAAAGUUUUAUUUGAAAGAUACUGCUUAAUAAGUAGCCUACAUUACAUUGGUACUGGUAAAGGACUAUAAUCUGUAUUACUGAAUAUCAGAAUCAGAUCAGAAUCAGAAUGAGCUUUAAUGCCAAGUGUGCUCACAUACACAAGGAUUUUUUUUUUUGGUGAUAGGGGAAACAAGCAAGUGGACACAGAAUAUUACAGGGAGUCACAGAAUAUAAAACAAGGUAAAAGUAUAAAUAGACACAAAGAAAAGAAAAUAUGAACACUUUGUUACUUUUAAAUAUUAUAGUUUGUCUUUAUAUAUGAUUGUAAACCAUCAAAUACAAAGCACAGGUAGUGGCCGAUGUCAGUAUGAACAUUUAAAUUAUGGAUUCUUUGUAUUCGUACAUACUCGAUAUACAGUACAACAUGUAGACUAUAAAAUCUAUAGUGUUUAUUGUAAUUCAACAAUAUUCUGCCAUGCAGAUACUCAAAGCAUUUCACCCAGUUUGAUGUUAAAAUAUUUUUG
Messenger RNA from Xyrauchen texanus (razorback sucker), 1382 nucleotides. Its product is annotated as suppressor of cytokine signaling 1-like. Gene Ontology annotation, biological process: intracellular signal transduction; phosphatidylinositol phosphate biosynthetic process. Lineage: Eukaryota; Metazoa; Chordata; Actinopteri; Cypriniformes; Catostomidae. Bases 143 to 733 code for a protein of 196 amino acids. Gene Ontology annotation, molecular function: 1-phosphatidylinositol-3-kinase regulator activity. The record is from RefSeq and is a predicted model, not a curated record. Gene Ontology annotation, cellular component: phosphatidylinositol 3-kinase complex. The transcript has 2 exons.